GCAGGAAAAACAAGCGGUGUUUAAAGUAGCAGAGACUGGUGGUGGGAGUGAUCGUAGUUUAAAACAUUUCUUUACAUAAAAGAAGAAUAAACAGGACAUUUAGAUUCCUGCAUGUCUUCUAGACGACGGGAUAAAAUGAGCCUAGAAGUAAGAGAAGUAUAAAAUGCCCAGCAGACCUACUUCAAGCUGAAAUCUGGCAUGCUGUGUUCAACAUGUCAAAUCAAGAAAGUCCAGAAGGAAAGAAAAGCUCACACCAGACGGAGCUGUAUGUGCAGGUCCCUGCGACAUGCCUGCCGAUCGUCUACUCACCACAGUACAACAUCACCUUUAUGGGUCUGGAGAAACUCCACCCAUUUGAUGCUGGCAAAUGGGGGAAAGUCAUUGGCUUUUUAAAAGAAGAACAGUUUAUCACGGAUGAGACCAUAGUCCCAGCCAGAGAGGCCAGUGAGGAGGAUCUGCUAGUGGUUCACACCAAACGCUACUUGAGCAAACUCAAGUGGUCUCUGGUUGUUGCCACCAUCACUGAAAUUCCUCCUCUUAUUUUUCUGCCUAACUUCUUGGUGCAGAGGAAAGUGCUGAGACCGCUGCGCACCCAGACUGGUGGAACUAUCAUGGCUGGAAAGCUUGCCAUGGACAGAGGAUGGGCAAUAAAUGUAGGAGGGGGUUUUCACCACUGCUCCAGCGACAAGGGAGGGGGCUUCUGUGCUUACGCAGACAUCACACUAGCUAUCAAGUUUCUGUUCGAGCGAGUGGAGGGAGUCUCCAGGGCUACGAUCAUUGAUCUGGAUGCCCAUCAGGGAAACGGCCAUGAGAGAGAUUUUUUAGAAGACAGACGGGUUUACAUAAUGGAUGUAUAUAAUCGCCACAUCUACCCUGGAGACGGAUAUGCCAAAAGAGCGAUUAAAAGAAAAAUAGAGCUGGACUGGGGCACGGAGGACAUGGAGUAUCUUCAACUGGUGGAGCUCCACUGCGAGGGUGCGUUAAAUGAGAUCAGACCUGAUAUAAUCGUCUACAACGCAGGCACAGACAUUUUGGAUGGGGAUCCUCUUGGAGGCCUGGCCAUUUCCCCACAGGGCAUCGUGAAGCGGGACGAGAUCGUCUUCAAUGCAGCACGGAAGAGAGGGAUACCCAUUCUCAUGGUGACAUCGGGUGGCUAUCAAAAGAAGACGGCUCGUAUCAUCGCUGACUCCAUCCUUAACCUGGGCAGUCGGGGUCUGAUCGGUGGAGAGGUCCUGGAAGGGGCGGGAUCGUCGACGGUGCCUGUCAUGACGAGCAAGUCUGUGUCGGCUGCAGGGACUAUUAGUUCCGUUUGAUUUUCCUACGAGCUCCGAUUGGUCAGUUUGUUUAAGCCUGAAAGGUGUCGUGGGGUGAGAGGUUUAGUUAGGGCUUGUUUACACUUUUUUAACUGCCUUAGAUUGGGGUGAAUUGUUGUGUGGUACUUUAAUGAAUGAUCCCCUUGGGUGUGGUUUAAUUCUGUAUUUUAUGCAAUGCUUAUUUGCACAAGUUAAAAAUGACACUAAUAAUAACACAAGUAACAUUGGUUGUAUUAGAGGUUAUUACAUUUCCUAUGUUUAUGUCUUUAUCUUACUGGCAUAUUCAUGUUGCUUUCUUUAUUGGGUACCAUAUACAUCAGGGAUGUCCAAACUAUGGCCCAAGGGCCAUUUGCAGAACGUUUUAAAAAAAACUGCUUAAACUGUUUGAACUCUGGGUGUCGCUUUCGUAUAAAACAAAUCUAAAACGCUCCCCAUCUUCUUUCCCCCAACUCAAAAAAUGAACACCUACAUUAUAGUUCCUGAGCCUGUGGAUAAACAUGGCGGCUCCAAGCGCCGCUCAGGUGGCGCAGCGGUAAAGUACGCUAGACGCACCAGAGUCGGGUUUCUAGAUACAUCGUAUCGAAACUCAGCUCUGCCUUUCCGACUGGGUUGGGCGGCAGUAUGAACUGAGCUGGCUGUUGUUCAGGGGCUUAGGCGUAGAGUCGGAGCAUAGGUCCUCAUAACUGGUACGACUGCGGCCCCUGCUGGUUGACUGACGGCGCCUGCACAGGACUGAGGAAUAGCAUUGAGCGGGGUGUGACCCUCCGUGCGCAGUGUCUCUCAGUGUAUGAACUCGGCUCGUGCAGGUGAAAAAUGCAGGCUGUACUGAUUGCGUGCCGGAGGGGCGUCCUCAGUCAGCGGCAAAAGGGUCGAAUCAGUAUAGAGGACACAAUCAGGGUAAUUGGACAUGACUAGAAUAGGGAUAAAAAUUGGGGGGGGGAAAGUGGGAAAAAAAAAAUAAUAAAAAAAAAAAAAAAAAACAUGCGGCUCCAAAGAAACCAAAACUAGGCAGCGAAUGCAGAACGUUUCAAUGAAUCAUUUUUCACUGAGUUCAGAGGAAAGUGGGUAUGUUUAAUUUAAAGAAGUGUAAUAAUCUUCCCAUUAGGAUUAUAAACUGGUAAGUGAAAUGUGGCGCAAUCUUAGUUUACACUACACUGUCGAUGAUAGAUAAGGCACUCAUAUAAAAAAAGGAAGUGUAACUGAUAGUAAUCAGGUAAGUCUGUUAUAUUUUUAUUUGUUUUAUUACAAGAGUCUGUGGCCCGUGUUUGCAUAUUUUUUUUACUCUAUAUGGCCCCCAAACAAGAAAAGUUUGGACACCUCCUUGUUAAUGAAUGGAUUAAAUGAACGUAACUAAUUUCUAAAAACAUUUUAUUCAUUUGUCUUCUUUUGUUAUUUUUGUUGUGUUUAUUCUGUUUUUCUUCUUUUUUUCUAGAAAUAUACUAGGUUAAAAUAUGGUCACUGGUGGCCAAAAUAACAGUAACAGAGUAACAAAUAAAACACAAAACAUCUGCAGCCCGCGUCAGAGAAUGGGGAUAGAAAAGGAAUAGUGCAGAACUGAGAACUAUGUGUCACUAUAUGAGAGUCUCCUCCUGCCGUCUGCAACAACCCAACUGAACCCUAAAUGCAAGCCGGGGAUGACGAAACAUGAGCAAUAAACCCAGUACCAUCCGCUCCAGAAAAUGGGUCUUUACAUGACCUCUGGGGCAGUUCGCUCAUCCAGGGUUAUCCAUCCACUGCUACAAUGCCAACUGGGUUCCCUGAAAUUGGGUAAAGGGUUCUGGUGACAUACAGCAGCAGAAAACUGGCUAAUGUCUGAUGUCAGAUAGUAAGAUCUACUGUAGCUCAUGAUCAAAGUUCCAGUUCAGGGUUGAACUCGGGGCUCUGUAGAGAGAGGUCUCUGGUGGCCAAAAUAACAAAAAAAAACAUCCGCAGCUCGCAGUGGAGAAAGCGGAUAGGAAAGGGAUAGUGCAGAAUUGAGAACUAGGUGCCACUAUAUGAGAGUCUCCUCCUGGGCUCAUCCAUCCACUGCUACAAUGCCAACUGGGUUCCCUGAGAUUGGGUAAAGGGUUCUGAUGACAUACAGCAGCAGAAAACUGGCAUAGAGCAAGCCUGGCAUCACGGCUCCUGAGAAAAGCAGGUUUACCAGAUAGAGGAGCUGAUGUCUGAUAUCAGACAUCAGGUUUGAAGUCAGGGCUCGCUAGAUAGAGGUCAUGCCAUUAUGGAUGUCUUUUUUGAGGGAAAUGGACUUGUGGAAUGGAAGUUAUAACCUUCUAAUUUAUUUACACCCAGCAGAGCCAAAGCUUAAAUUAUCAGUGUCUUGACACCUACUAAUUUGACUGUAGGGAUACUGGUAACAUUGUUAUUGUUUUUAUUUAAUAUUUGAAAAAUGGUGUAAAUAGGUGCUGCUAAUAUUUCACAAAUGUAAAUGUAACUAUUAUUCAUUAAUAAUAAAUAACAAAAACAUUGCUGUCUAUUUUAAUUAA
Molecule: messenger RNA, 3796 nt
Organism: Trichomycterus rosablanca
Lineage: Eukaryota; Metazoa; Chordata; Actinopteri; Siluriformes; Trichomycteridae
Gene: hdac11
Product: histone deacetylase 11
Exons: 11
Coding region: 213-1313 (366 amino acids)
Cellular component (GO): histone deacetylase complex
Molecular function (GO): histone deacetylase activity
Source: RefSeq, a predicted model, not a curated record